AUGCGUGCGUGCCAAACCUAUCCUGCACUUCAUUUUUCCCCUUUCCCCGUUCCGCCUGUCACUUCCACCGCACUGCUCCUCCCCCUCCUCUCUCGCUUCGCCAUCCUCGCCCGUGUGUCACCAGGUCCCCUCCCAGUGUUGACAUCUAACCCACCUGCUGUGUGUGCGAUCAACCUCUCCUCCACACCCUCCCCCCUUCUCCCUUGCCCCUCCUGCCCCAUCCGUUUCGCCGCGUUCUUUCCCCCCUUCCUCCAGCUCCCAGUGUUGACAUCUAACCCACCUGCUCUCCCAGUGUCGGAGUUCCCUUUCAUCAUUGCCUAUGCACCCACGGAGCCCAUUCUCCGUCUCACCAGAGCCGUCAUCCAGCCCAUCGGGGGGGUCGACAUCGCCCCCAUCGUGUGGCUGGCACUAAUCAGCUUCCUUAACGAGAUCCUGCUCGGGCAGCAGGGGCUGCUUGUGCUUAUAGCGAAUCAGGAGUCUCUGUUGUAG
Closterium sp. NIES-65 is the source of this 489-nucleotide messenger RNA. The record is from the annotation of a GenBank genome assembly. NCBI's taxonomy places the organism in Eukaryota, Viridiplantae, Streptophyta, Zygnematophyceae, Desmidiales, Closteriaceae.